Messenger RNA from Salvelinus fontinalis (brook trout), 662 nucleotides. RefSeq names its product vitellogenin-like. The transcript is spliced from 5 exons. Lineage: Eukaryota; Metazoa; Chordata; Actinopteri; Salmoniformes; Salmonidae. The record is from RefSeq and is a predicted model, not a curated record. Gene Ontology annotation, molecular function: lipid carrier activity. The annotation marks the transcript as partial. Gene Ontology annotation, biological process: lipid transport.
AUUUCUUUAAAAGGCGGUCUGGGACUGUUGUUCCUCACAUCACACUGGCCAUGAGAGCAGUAGUACUUGCACUGACUCUAGCCCUUGUGGCGAGUCAAUCUGUUAACUUUGCCCCUGAUUUUGCUGCCAGUAAGACCUAUGUGUACAAGUAUGAGGCACUGCUCCUGGGUGGUCUGCCUGAGGAGGGUCUGGCUAGAGCUGGAGUAAAAGUAGUCAGCAAAGUUCUUAUCAGUGCAGUUGCAGAGAAUACCUACUUGCUGAAGCUUGUGAACCCUGAGAUCUUUGAGUACAGUGGUGUGUGGCCCAAAGAUCCUUUCGUCCCAGCUGCAAAACUCACUUCAGUCCUGGCUGCUCAGUUCUCGAUUCCCAUCAAGUUUGAGUAUGCCAAGGGUGUUGUGGGUAAGGUAUUUGCCCCCACUGCUGUCUCUGAAACAGUGCUGAAUGUCCAUAGAGGUAUCCUGAACAUUCUUCAGCUCAACAUCAAGAAGACACAAAACGUCUAUGAGUUGCAGGAGUCUGGAGUUCAGGGAGUGUGCAAGACCCACUAUGUGAUCAGUGAAGAUGCCAAGGCACAGCGCAUCCAUUUGACCAAGAGCAAGGAUCUCAAUAACUGCCAGGAGAGAAUCAGGAAGGACUUUGGUCUGGCUUACACAGAGAAGUGU